This is a messenger RNA of Salvelinus fontinalis (brook trout), 6046 nucleotides long. It is a transcript of the gene snx9a, whose product is annotated as sorting nexin 9a. The coding region runs from base 1701 to 3371 and encodes 556 amino acids. The record is from RefSeq and is a predicted model, not a curated record. Gene Ontology annotation, cellular component: plasma membrane; cytoplasmic vesicle. NCBI's taxonomy places the organism in Eukaryota, Metazoa, Chordata, Actinopteri, Salmoniformes, Salmonidae. Gene Ontology annotation, molecular function: phosphatidylinositol binding; protein binding. Gene Ontology annotation, biological process: cleavage furrow formation; endosomal transport; mitotic cell cycle. The transcript is spliced from 18 exons.
AGCCAUCUCGGAAACACCCUUUAAUUUGCGGUUCUUCUGUAAAACAGCAUUUGACAGAUUGAUACAUAGAAAAAAUCGACAUAACACAGCCUAUUAAUAAGACAUGAAGAUUCAUACAUGCUUAUAACAAGUAGGCCUAAUAGACCUACUAGGACUAGCCUACCUGUUAGCCUGGCAUACCUCUUGGCCUAGCCUACCUGCUUGUUAGCCUACCUCUUGGCCUAGCCUACCUGCUUGUUAGCCUACCUGCUUGUUAGCCUACCUUUUGGCCUAACCUACCUGUUGGCCUAACCUACCUGCAUGUUGGCCAAGUCUACCUGCUUGUUAGCCUAGCCUGCCUGUUAGCCUAGCCUACCUGCUUGUUAGCCUACUAGCUUGUUAGCCUAGCCUGCCUGUUAGCCUUGUCUACCUGCUUGUUAGCCUACCUGUUGGCCUAGUCUACCUGCUUGUUAGCCUAGCCAACAGCCUACCUGUUGGCCUAACAUACCUGCUUGUUAGCCUAGCCAACAGCCUACCUGUUGGCCUAACAUACCUGCUUGUUAGCCUAGCCAACAGCCUACCUGUUGGCCUAACAUACCUGCUUGUUAGCCUAGCCAACAGCCUACCUGUUGGCCUAACAUACCUGCUUGUUAGCCUAGCCAACAGCCUACCUGUUGGCCUAACCUACCUGCUUGUUAGCCUAGCCAACAGCCUACCUGUUACCCUAACCUACCUGCACGUUGGCCAAGUCUACCUGCUUGUUAGCCUACCUGUUGACCCUAACCUACCUGCACGUUGGCCAAGUCUACCUGCUUGUUAGCCUACCUGUUGACCCUAACCUACCUGCACGUUGGCCAAGUCUACCUGCUUGUUAGCCUAGCCUACCUGUUGGCUCAGACAGUGGCCGGAUGGAGAAUAUCCACACAUGGUCUUUAGUUUAAACCAUUAACGUUAGUUUAUUGCAUUUUAGAGGUCUCAUCAGAUUCCAUGAUUAUUGCCUAUAAUGGCCUUAUAAUAUUGACUAUCACUCAGGCAAUAUGGAUUCUCUCUCUAAACAGUGUCACAAAGAAUUUGCAGUUGACAAUUGCAUCAAUUCAUUUAGGCUCAUAUGUCCCCUUUUGCUUGUUGACAUAGUUUCCAUCUCUUACUAAGAAGUUGAGAGUUCCUGAUCUGUGAAUGCUUGUCUUUACUCGGUGUAUUUACUCAGUCAAACCUAUGACCGAGCAGCUGAAGGAAAAUCAACAGAAUUGUCUGUCACGUUCAUGUGCUAGUCGAAAAUAGAAAACUAGGAAAUGUCCGACUUGUUAAUAGGUUGAACGCGGCACGUGUAUAUGUACAACAGGUUAGCAGGUUGGACAUUUCCGAGUUUCGUAGUUCCGACGAGGACGUGAACACGGCACGUAUCCACACCCCUGUUACUUGAUCUAAUUUUCUGCUUGGAGGAAGUGGCCCCUUUCGCUCUUUACCGCGGGGAUACAAAAUAACUAACUAACUAUUCUGUUGUGGGGAAAUUUAGGCAACUGUCGUCCCAGAAGAUUGAGAAAUCGUUUCUGCGGAAUAGCACGUUGUAACAACAUAGUUGUAAGAAGAUACGCCAGAGUGGCUCGUUUUGAGACGGAGUAGCCUAGCCUCGUCUGCUUUGUUUACACGGGGAUUGUUUUGAUGCGGGGUGUUUUCACGGGGACGUUUUUGCGUGGAAAACGACUAUAAAUCCUGCAACGAUGGCAAUGCAGGCCCAGGUGAUAUAUGACUUCAGUGCUGAACCAGGAAAUAACGAGUUGACAGUCAGAGAAGGAGAGACCGUCACCGUCCUCAACCAGAAUGUUGGUGGAGGAUGGAUAGAGGCUCAGAACUCCAGAGGACAAAGUGGGCUGGUGCCGGAAGACUACUUACAGGUUGGUGCGGUGUCGUCCAGAACACCAGAGACAGCUACCUAUCCGGAUGCCUACAGCACAGAGACCAGCAACAGCACAAACACUCAGGUUGCUAACGGUGACAACCCUUGGUCUGGGGGAGGAGCUGACACCAACGACACAGCCGGGGGAUGGGACACCCAGGGAUACGCACAGACUCGACAGAAUGCAGGUGAUGAUGACGAUGAUGGUGAGUGGGAUGAAGAGUGGGAUGAUGCCAGAUCAACUGGGGGUUAUGGAGAAACUACAGGGGAGGAAGGAGAGGCGACAGGCCGCAACACACACACACACAUGAAGAUAUCCCUCAACAAGUUUGCGUUCUCUAAGAUCCCCAACCCAGAGGUGUACCUGCUGGCUAAACUACCACCCAAAGGCAAAGACAGACUGGCCAUCUAUAUGGGAGAUGUGGGGCCAGUGUGGUUGUAUCCCCAGUCUCCUCUUGACUGUGUCGUGGCUGAUCCUAAAAAAGGCUCUAAGAUGUACGGGCUGAAGAGUUACAUAGAGUACCAGGUCACACCCAAUACGACCAACAGACCUGUUAAUCACAGGUAUAAGCAUUUUGAUUGGCUGUAUGAGCGCCUGUUGGAGAAGUUUGGUUCCGCCAUCCCCAUCCCCUCGCUGCCUGACAAACAAGUCACAGGUCGUUUUGAGGAGGAGUUUAUCAAGAUGAGGAUGGAGAGACUUCAGGGCUGGAUGUGUCGUAUGUGUCGACAUCCUGUCGUCUCCAACAGUGACGUCUUUCAACUCUUCCUCACGUACAGAGACGAGAAGGAGUGGAAGACCGGGAAGAGGAGAGCAGAGAAGGAUGAGUGUGUUGGACCAAUGGUCUUCUCCACCAUCGACCCUGAAGCUCCUGAGUUAGACAUCAUAGAAGUGGAGCAGAAGUGUGAGUUGUUCAGUAGGUUCACUAAGGAGAUGGAUGAUGGAGUUAAAGACCUGCUGAACGUUGGGAACAUACACUGGAAACGCUGCACAGGCCCUCUGCGUAAGGAGUACCAGAAGAUUGGAAAAGCCUUUCAGAACCUGUCAUCGGUCUUCAACACCAGUGGCUAUACAGGAGAGGCCACACUCACAGAUGCUCUCACAGCUGCAGGGAAAACAUACGAGGAGAUCUCACAGAUCGUAGCUGAGCAGCCGAGAAAAGACCUUCAUUUCCUGAUGGAAACCAACAACGAAUACAAAGGGCUGCUAGGCUGCUUGCCUGAUACUAUCGGAGUACACAAGGCGGCUAUAGAGAAGGUGAGGGAAGGGGAUAAGAUGGUGGCAGCAGGGAAGAUCACCACACAGGAUAAAGUGACCAUGGCCAAACGCACCAGCAUCAUGUGCUACUCACUACAAGCUGAGAUGAACCACUUCCAUAGCAACCGUAUCUAUGACUACAACAGAGUCAUGCAGCUCUACCUGGAAGAACAGAUCAGGUUCUAUGAAACGAUUGCUGAGAAGCUGAAGCAAACCCUGGGCCAGUUUACCAACCUUUAAAAGGAAACACACCUUGUUCUUCUCCCUUCUGCUUCGUGGACCAACAACUUUAAACAGGAUGGACUGGGGUUCUGGAUGAUGUAGUUGGAAGACAGUGUCACCCUGUGCCUUUAACUGGACUGGUGUCUGGAUGAUGUAGUUGGAAGACAGUGUCACCCUGUGCCUUUAACUGGACUGGUGUCUGGAUGAUGUAGUUGGAAGACAGUGUCACCCUGUGCCUUUAACUGGACUGGUGUCUGGAUGAUGUAGUUGGAAGACAGUGUCACCCUGUGCCUUUUAAUUAACUACACGAGGAGUUAAACAUAAUGAUGUUAUAUUUUAAUAUUACAGUGCAGAACAAUAUGUUAAAUGUUGUUUCAUAACCCUCUAAUUAUGCAAUAUCUCUUUUAUUUAUAAUAUAGAUAUAUGAAAUGUUUAUAUUUAAUGUUUACUUUGGUUGGAUGUUUUCGCUUUGUUUUAUUAUUCUUAUUCUGGAUAAUGUGAUUUAGAGAGGGGAGAAAGAGAGAGAGAGAGAGAGAGAGAGAGAAUAGAGGAGACAAAGAGAGAGAGAAUAGAGGAGACAAAGAGAGAGAGAGAGAGAGAAUGGGGGAGACAAAGCGAGAGAGAAAGGAAGAGAGGAGACAAAGAGAGAGAGAGGGGAAGAGAGGAGACAGUGAGAGAGAGAGGAAGAGAGAUGAAGAGAGGGGAGACGGAGAAAGACCGAGACAGAAAGAUCAUGUGAUGUCACAUACUCUGCCACCCCAUUCUCCUCCCCCUCAAGCAAGCACACUGCUGGCAGUGUUUUCCCUUCCUCCCUUCACACAUACUCACGAAGCAAUUUGACCACUCUGUAUGCCCUCAUGUAUAGAACAACUCACACACUCCCCAUGCAACACGAAAGAUUGCUCAUCCAUCUAUCUGAAUUCUCUCUCUCAAUUCAAUUCAAGAUGCUUUGUUGUCAUGGGAAGCAUACCUUAAUUUUAUCAAAGCAAGUAAAGUAGAUAAUAAACAAAAGUGAAAUAAACAAUAAAUGAACAGUAAACAUUACACUCACAAAAGUUCCACAGAGGUUCCAUUUCAAAUGUCAUAUUAUGUCUAUAUACAGUGUUUUAACAAUGUGCAAAUAGUUAAAGUACACAAGGGAAAAUAAAUAAACCUGAAUAUGGGUUGUAUUUACAAUGGUGUUUGUUCUUUACAAGUGCAGGUCAGUCUCCACCUCAUUUUGUGGGCAGUGUGCACAUAGCCUGUCUUCUCUUGAGAGCCAGGUCUGCCUAGGGUGGCCUCUCAAUAGCAAGGCUAUGCUCACUGAGUCUGUACAUAGUCAAAGCUUUCCUUAAGUUUGGGUAAGUCACAGUGGUCAGGUAUUCUGCCACUGUGUACUCUCUGUUUAGGGCUAAUAGCAUUUUAGUUUGCUCAUUUUUUUGUUAAUUCUUUCCAAUGUGUCAAGUAAUUAUCUUUUUGUUUUCUCAUGAUUUGGUUGGGUCUAAUUGUGUUGCUGUCCUGGGACUCUGUGGGGUGUGUUUGUGAACAGAGCCCCAGGACCAGCUUGCUUAGGGGACUCUUCUUCAGGUUCAUCUCUCUGUAGGUGAUGGCUUUGUUAUGGAAGGUUUGGGAAUUGCUUCCUUUGUAGAAUUUAACUGCUCUUUUCUGGAUUUUGAUAAUUAGCGGGUAUCGGCCUAAUUCUACUCUGCGUGCGUUAUUUGGUGUUUUACGUUGUACAAAUGCAUGCAGAGUCUCAUUUGGAUGUUUGUCCCAUUUUGUGAAUUCUUGGUUGGUGAGCGGACUCAGACUUCACAACCAUAAAGGGCAAUGGGUUCUAUAACUGAUUCAAGUAUUUUUGGCCAGAUCCUAAUUGGAAUGUCAAAUUUUAUGUUCCUUUUGAUGGCAUAGAAGGCCCUUCUUGCCUUGUCUCUCAGAUCGUUCACAGAUUUGUGGAAGUUACCUGAGGCGCUGACGUUUAGGCCGAGGUAUGUAUAGUUUUCUGUGUGCUCUAGGGUGUCUAGAUGGAAUUUGUAUUUGUGGUCCUGGCAGCUGGACCUUUUUUGAUCAUUUAUUUUUGUCUUACUGAGAAUGACUGUCAGGGCCCAGAUCUGACAGAAUCUGUGCAGUAGAUCUAGGUGCUGCUGUAGGCCCUCCUUGAUUGGUGACAGAAGCACCAGAUCAUCAGCAAACAGUAGACAUUUGACUUCAGAUUCUAGUAGGGUGAGACCGGGUGCUGCAGACUGUUCUAGUGACUUCGCCAAUUCGUUAAUAUAUAUGUUGAAGAGGGUAUUAAGUAUAUUAAGUUCUGCUUUUCUGAUGUAUCAAAUACUUAUGUCAUGCAAUAAAAUGCAAAUGAAUUACUUAAAAAUCAUACAAUGUGAUUUUCUGGAUUUUUGUUUUAGAUUCCGUCUCUAACAGUUGAAGUGUACCUAUGAUACCUCAGAUGUCUCUCUCUGUGCUUGGAGAGUGAGGCUGUGCUUUUGAAUUAGGACCAAAUAUGAAAUAAACAUUGAUGAAGGGAACACGUUAUCUAUAUUUGUGACUCGUUUCAGGACACUUGGUUCAUGUCACACGUCACUACUUCACAGGAGAGGCAUUUGAGCAUAAACAUACAUUUUUUGAUAGAAAUGCCUUCUGAAACAUGUCACCGUUAAUGUGCCUUAAUUAAAAACUUGUAUGCCAUCUGUAAAUACAAAAUAAAAUGUUUUAAAUUA